Messenger RNA from Tetranychus urticae (two-spotted spider mite), 2313 nucleotides. RefSeq names its product transmembrane 6 superfamily member 1. Lineage: Eukaryota; Metazoa; Arthropoda; Arachnida; Trombidiformes; Tetranychidae. The record is from RefSeq and is a predicted model, not a curated record.
UUUACUUGUGAAUCAGCUGUUAAGCAUGUUCUGUUUGUUAACGUUAAAGUUAACUCCAUCGAAUAGUGUGUGAUUUAGUCUUAAAAUUGUUAUAUUAAUUCAAAUACAUGAACCAGCUCAUCCAUUCAGAUAGUAACAUUCAAACACAAUUAUAAAUGUUAUCUUGAUUAUGAUAAACACGACAGAAUUCAAGUUUAUCAAUCAAUGAAAGUUAUCUCGUUUUGUUGCUGGAAAAUGUGUCAAAGGAUUCGAUGGAUUCGUUUGUUGACUUAAUAUCGUGAAAAAAUCUGAUCAACUCUUCAUCUUGACAAAUCACUUAAAUGGAUCAAAUUGGGAUAUCAAAUGGCACACCAGAAGCCGACUUGCCAAGAUACCAUGUAAAUUAUCCAUCAUAAUUAUUGGGAAGCCACAAGUUACCACAAUUUCACCAUAAGAAUAAAGGAAUCUCCAACAGCUCUAUUUUUUGUUCAUGUGCUACAAAUUAAAUCAAGUUGAUUAUCUUUUCAGUCUAUUAUUCAGUCUAUUUUUAUCAAUAUAUUCUCACUCUAUCUAUCUUCUCAUCUACCUCUCCUUCUCCCUCUCCUAUUCAUCUUUCUCCUCUCUCACAAGCUAUUCAAACAAUUAGCAACACAACCAACCACAUUUCCUCUUGGAUCUCGCCUUUAACUUGGGAAAAGUGUAAUACGGAUACAAAUUGCAGGGAUAACUUUUUCCAUUCUAAUCUAAACUGUGCACUUAUGUAACCAAUUAUGCCUUGGUCAUCGUUUAAUAUAUUCAAAUCUCUUCAUCAAACCCGUUAAUUAUUGACUUACAGGUCAACUUGACUACUCUGCCUGGAUCACUUUCAGUGUCAUCAAUGACAUGAUGUCAGUCUCUGUUGCCACCAAAGUUUUCCUCAUUUCAACUUCAGCCAUUCCAAUAUCCUAUCUGUUGAAUCGUUUCAUCGAGAAAACUGGACUAACUCAACCUCUGUUAAUUGUUUUUCUAUGUCACAUUAUUGGAAUUUUGAUUUUCUCUUUAAUUGUUAAGUGUACAAAACAUUCAUUGCAUAAAAACAAUGAAUACCUUUUUUACACUUUCGCUUUAAUUUGUUUCAUCAGUGUAUCAAGUCUCAUUAUCGCCUUGGAAUUGGAAGGUUUGAUAUCAGGUUUUACAAAUUCAUUUCUAAAACAUGUUGAACCUCAUCUCAGAUCUUCCUUUGGUGCAAUGAUUUGCCAUUGGAAUGGUAUUGUGGCCUAUGCUUUAGCCUUGAUGAUCGUUGCUGCUAUUACAACGAGUAAUGAUUUCAUCGAUAUUUUAUGUUACUGGCUUGGCUCCUGGGUAAAUAAUAGCCUAGUUUUGCUGCUAGGUAUCAUGAUUGGUAAAACUGGACCAGGCUGGGGAAUUCUUAUGUACUUGCCUUACAUAAUUUUACCGUGUUACAUUGCUUAUCGUGUCUUGAAAUCAUCGAAAUCAACAAAAAACCAAGCAAUCGAAAUAGAAGUUAAAACCUCGAUAUGGAAGCGACCAUUGGAUAUGUCUCUGUGUUUCAUAUUUACUUUGAGCUGUUUCAUAGCAAUUUUACGUGGUCUUGCUGUUUUGGAUAGUCCUAUUUGGCUAUGUAAAAUUUAUGGCAAACAAAUUGAACCCUAUCUGGUUUCAUCGACUUUAGCACCUUUUGCAAAGAUUCAAAUGAUUUUAUAUUUAUUUUAUUAUUUACCAUUUUAUUUAUUCGCUAUUUAUCACCUGAUUUGCUGUUCGCAUCAAGAGAUGACAAAAUUGAGUGCAUUUUUUGCCGGAGCUGCUUCAAGUGCACAAUUUACUCAUAUUGGUUCAUCUUUCCAUUCAAGAACUCCUUACAUUCUUCGUGUUUCUUCUGAUUUUUCUGCUCUACUCUUUUUUUGGCUCGUUAAUUUGACUCUUCUAGUUGGACCUGUUUUACUUGCAUUUAGAUGUGCAGUAGAAGAAACAACUGAAUAUCCCGAUGGUUAUAUUGAAAAGGUUUUCGCUCGAAAAAAAAUUGUCAAACAAAGUUAAAAUGAUACCGAAAAUAGUAGAGAAACUCUACAAUAUAAUCAAUUUACUCUUAUUUUAUGAGACUCUGAAGUUAUCUGAUAAUGUUGAUAUUUUUAUAACGGGCAAUAUUAAGCAAAUAUUGUGUUAAUUUUGUAUAAAAUAAUGACUUGUAAUGUCAAUUGUACUUAUAAAGUAUUAUUGCUUAUAGAUUCAAACUACCCGCGUCUGUAGAGUUGUCUUGGCAAUACUUUGCCCAAAGCGAAAAGCAAAAAGCAAAAUAAUCUUUAGUUGACUUAAAUAAAUUUAUUCAUUUGCUUA